CCCACUCGUUCGUCAUCAUUCGUGACACCGCAGCAGUAAAAUUUCGCUCCGACAUUCGUGAAAUUUCCCGUGAAAACAACGCAUCAUGUUCAUCAAACCAUUCAAAGUGAAAAGCAACAUUCUGGUCACGGGAUCGGAACGAAAACGCCUAAAGCAACGGGCCCAGGCUCAGUUCGGAGCGUCCGAAUCGUGCUCGCUGGCGGAACUGUUUGGCAACAAGUGCAAGGUCUGUGUAGUCAAAAUCGUGACCUACAGCGAAACCCCCGUAACCGUGUAUACCAGCGAUAAGCGACCAGUGUUCUUCGAGCUGGACACCAAGCUCAUCCCAACGGUUUACACCCUGUGGACGUGCCCCGAUGUAGUGCCACACUUUACCACUCAGCCGGGAGUGCUUCCCAAGCUGGCAAAUGGUGCUGAUCUAAUGAUUCCUGGUAUUGUCCGCUCGGGGAACGAUAUGAAGUCGUGGGGAAACCACCGAAGGGACGAUAUCGUGGCGGUGAAUUUGACAUCCAACAAGGCUGCGGUGGGGGUGGGGCUACUGGCCCACUCGAGCGAUGAUUUGUACAUGUGCGGUGGUCGGGGGGUUGCCGUCCGAAUGAUGCACGUUUUCGGUGACAAGCUGUGGGGAAUGGAACCAUCGGUUUGCCAGCAGGUUCCCCUGAUGGACGCGAUGCAAUCCGUUCCGAAGGCUGACGAUUUUCCUCCUCUGGGGGCGGAACCCGUGGUGCCGGUGGUAGAUAAGAAACAAAUGGCCGAAGUGACAGAGAAGCUUGCCAACGUGGGCCUAAAUGCCGAUGCGGGAGAAGAGGAUGGCGAACCGGAUGUAGAAUCGGAAGAGGAAACCCAGCCUGAUCCAGACAAGCUUAUCAAGUCGGCCUUUCUCAAUGCCAUCAAGCUGCAGGGCAAGAAAGUUGCACUACCAAUCCUGACGAGCACGUUCUACCCGCAGUACGUUCAACCGGAACUGCCCGAUGGAAUCGAAAUGAAGCGUAGUUCGUACAAAAAGGUCGGCACCUUCUUGAAGGAAAUGGCCAACGAUGGGAUAAUCCAAAUUAAGGAAGAGAAGAAGGGUAUCGAGAAGAUUGUUGCAAUCAAUCUGGAACAUCCCGAUGUGUUGUCAUUCUUUCCUUACAAAAUGAAGAAACCGGAAGAUCCGGAAGCCAACACGGUUGAACAGACCGCUUCUACUCCACUACUGCUGACAAAAAUGGUUGAAAUGUACGCCGUGAACGAAGCGACUGAAAAGUUUUUCGGUAGCGUUGGAGUUGCUUUGGGAAAAGCGUUGGAUGAAACUCAGGCUCGGAAUUACGUCAAAGACUACGUAGGCAGGAACAAGCUGAUAGAUCUGCAAAGUAAACUAGUCACCCCGGACGAUACGUUGGCGCAAAUUUGUGGUGGAUCGGAAACGAUGCGUUACACCUUACCGCAACUGUACGAAAUAGUUUUACGGAACAUGACCAGCACCUUUGAGAUGCGCAGCCAAAAGGGACCGGUUACGAAGGGCGGCAAACGAGCAAUAAUCCAUCUGACGACCGCGACUCGAUCAGGCAACAAGAAGGUCACCCUCAUCAGCAAUCUGGAAGACUACGGAGUGAAUGUGACGGAAUUUGCCAAGGCCGUUAAACUGGGAGCGGCUGCCAGUACCAGCAUGACGGAGGUGCCCGGAACGAAGGGCGAACAGCUGCAGGUCCAAGGUAACCACAUCAAAUUCGUGUUCGACCUGCUCACCGGAACCUACCAAAUUCCGAAAGCAUGCAUCACGGGGUUGGAGUUUGCCAAGGAGCAGAAAAAGAAGAAGAAAAAGUAAGGUAAGUGCGGGACUUGUUUGAUCUAAAAUAUAUUUAUUGCGAU
This is a messenger RNA of Ochlerotatus camptorhynchus, 1851 nucleotides long. It is a transcript of the gene eIF2D, whose product is annotated as eukaryotic translation initiation factor 2D. Gene Ontology annotation, molecular function: RNA binding; translation initiation factor activity. Gene Ontology annotation, biological process: translational initiation; formation of translation preinitiation complex. Lineage: Eukaryota; Metazoa; Arthropoda; Insecta; Diptera; Culicidae. The record is from RefSeq and is a predicted model, not a curated record. The transcript has 2 exons. Bases 86 to 1807 code for a protein of 573 amino acids.